This is a messenger RNA of Phytophthora nicotianae INRA-310, 1212 nucleotides long. RefSeq lists its product as hypothetical. The coding region runs from base 1 to 1212 and encodes 403 amino acids. The transcript has a single exon. The record is from RefSeq and is a predicted model, not a curated record. NCBI's taxonomy places the organism in Eukaryota, Oomycota, Peronosporomycetes, Peronosporales, Peronosporaceae.
AUGGCAGAGGGCGAAGCAAUGGACACGACUUUCGAGGCGGCUAUGGCAGGGUUUCUCCACGAGUUCAGCCUUUCCGGGGAGUUUAAUUCUCCUGUAGAAGGAGCUUUCGGUCUUUGCGACAGUGAUACACUGGAGAAAACACCGUCAAACUCAACCGAUAGAGCCAAGCUGAAGGCCAACGAGCGACGCGAUCGUUAUCGCAAGAGGCUGCAAAAUGAAAGAGAAUCACUAAGACGUCAAGAGAGAGAGUUGUCAGUGAAGCUGAGCCAGCUAUUGACGGCUCAAGCGAAGGCGAAAGAGGAGGCGAAGAAGUCGAACACGCUGGCGUUGAGCGCUUGGAGGGCCACAGCCGCACGGCAGAAGGGAAAACGAUUGGAAGCGGAGCAGGAACAGCAACGGCUGAAAGCGGCUGUGCUCGAUCGGGCCGAGUUGAUUCGCCAGUUGAGCGCCUUGAUGAUGAUGUCCGCCCCAAUGAAAAGCCUCGCGUCAUGUGUGAACCCCAUAUCGAGUCAGGAAAUGCAGGGCGCGCUGCUUUACAAGACAUUCAUGCGCGAGUUGGACUACCUGUACGCCAAGACGGCUGAUUUGGUAGGGGGCGUGCAAUGCGAUCUCCUGCCUCCCGAGUCAUUUGAAGUGAGGCGGAGGUGGAAUCAAGACAAAACACUGAUGGAAAGCGCAGAUGCGACUCAAAUUUCGAUCCCCUUUGACCAAACUUGGCGCUCGUUGUCAUCCUUGUACCUGGCAGACCCCAAAGGGAGUCACUACAGAGGUGAGAUCCACGACCGCGAGAACACUGCGGCGGUCACGUACCGCUCGAAUUAUACACUAGAGUCUGGUACUACAGCUCUGAUAACCUACAGCUCCGUGAGAAGAUACGUCGAGAAGGACUGUGUGGUGUUUGUGUGGCGGUCCCAGUUCGAAGGUCAGGGCGAGUUCGACGGCGUGUUUUCGGACGAACACGCGUGGCUCGUGAUCCGCCCGUCCGACAUGCCUGAAGGCCCUGGGACGACGCUGCAGAGCUAUACGCAACUUAAACUCACGGACUUGGACGGCAAAAUGGGCACCAACGACCUGCGUGGCAAUCAGUUCGUGAAGCUCGUGGGGAUGGUAGACGAGGAGGACAUGGCUGACGUCGAGGAAGCAAUGCAGGGGUUGUUAAUAGGCGAGUCCCAGUCAGGAUCUCCGGCCAGCUCGGACGUGAUGGAACUGUAG